AUGGCAAAACAGCAAAGAUCUGGUCCCAAUGCAACCGGGUUGUUUCUCUUUCAGUAUUCAUCGCUGAGCCCGGUGCACAGCGUGGACAUUGCAAUGAAGAAGGUUGCAACCAUCAACGAUGUGUGUGAAUCCAUGAAACAGCAGCUGCUGGUGCUGGUUGAAUGGGCAAAAUACAUCCCGGCAUUUUGCGAGCUCCCGCUUGACGACCAGGUUGCCUUGCUCAGAGCCCAUGCAGGGGAACACCUGCUGCUCGGGGUAGCCAAGCGAUCCAUACCAUACACCGAUUUUCUGUUAUUAGGGAAUGACUUCAUCAUCCCAAUGCACUGCCCAGAACUGGAAAUUGCUCGUGUGGCCACCAGAAUCUUGGAUGAAUUGGUGAAGCCCUUGAGGGACAUCCAGAUAGAUGACAACGAGUACGCUUGCCUUAAAGCCAUCAUCUUCUUUGAUCCAGACUGCAAAGGCCUGAGUGAGCCUGGGAAGGUGAAGAACAUGCGCUUCCAGGUCCAAGUCAACCUGGAGGACUACAUCAAUGAUCGCCAGUAUGACUCCCGAGGCCGGUUCAGCGACAUCCUCCUCCUGCUGCCCCCGCUGCAGAGCAUCACCUGGCAGAUGAUAGAGCAAGUCCAGUUCGUGAAGCUCUUUGGUGUGGCCAGGAUUGACAGCUUGCUGCAGGAGAUGCUGCUUGGAGGAACCACCAUUGAUCUCCAGUACCAGUCAGGACCUCCCAACCUCAACCUGGAACCGCUGCCAGGACACGUCCUCCCAAGCAACAUGAGCUCUGUGAUUCACACCGCUCCAGACCCAUCUCCUGAAACAUCCCUUCCAUCUCCUUCUACAAGCACAGGCAGUGAAGACUAUAAACUAGGCUCUAGCGCAGGACCCAACGCCGUAGCGCAGCUCUUGCCUCAGACAGUGAUACCCAAGCAGGAGAUCUUAUAGGGAGAGGUGGAAGGAGAAGCUGGGAGCAAUGUGGAAACCAUGCUGAAAGUGAAAUGGGCCCUUUCUCUUUGCAGAGGCAAAGCACAGCAACCCCCUGCAUGUAGCUGGAUCUGUCGGUCACACUCUUUCCCGUCCAUGAGUCGAGCACCAGGUACCAGACUGCAGCAGGAGCCUCACCACGGGUCUUCCCACCACCGUCACCCUCAUUUCACACGUGAUUGGGGUUAAUGCUCUUUUCAGUAGGACCAAGACUGUAAGCUCGUUGAAGCAGGGCUUCUGAUUGCAUGUGUUAUCACCUAGCUCAGUGCGAUCACGACACUUUUAAAGCCUUCUGCCGCUAUCUUCAUAAAACCAAAUGCCUUACACAGCUCCUGGUAAUCGUUAAUGAGUACAGCGGGUCUUGAAUUGUCAGUAUG
Messenger RNA from Balearica regulorum gibbericeps (East African grey crowned-crane), 1355 nucleotides. The record is from RefSeq and is a predicted model, not a curated record. Lineage: Eukaryota; Metazoa; Chordata; Aves; Gruiformes; Gruidae.